This is a messenger RNA of Quercus lobata, 618 nucleotides long. Its product is annotated as pollen-specific leucine-rich repeat extensin-like protein 1. NCBI's taxonomy places the organism in Eukaryota, Viridiplantae, Streptophyta, Magnoliopsida, Fagales, Fagaceae. The transcript has 2 exons. The record is from RefSeq and is a predicted model, not a curated record. Bases 1 to 618 code for a protein of 205 amino acids.
AUGGGCAUGAGACUGAACGAACAGCUACUGCAAUCCCAAGCACAAGCGCAGCACCCCAAGCCCAAUAAUGUGGCUGGCCUUGGUGGUGGUCCUGCAGCAAAUGAGCAGGCAAACAAUGGGCAUGAGACUGAACCAACAGCUACUGCAAUCCCAAGCCCAAGCACAAGUGCAACCAGGGGCCAUGGUAUGCCUGCUACAGCAAGCCCAAGCACAAGUGCAGCCAGGGGCCGUGGUCGGCGUGCAACAACCCCUCGGGUUGUAACUAGUCCUGAGAUGCCUGCACCCAUCCCGCACUCAUCUCCUCAGCCUGAGGUCCCUCCACACAUCCCAGAUGCAUCUCCUCAACCCGAGGUCCCUUCACCCAACCCACCUUCGCAGUCCGAUUUUGAUCUCAGUAUUGAUGAAAAUGUGACCCCUCCUAUACUCCUCGAGACACCCUCUUACCCACCCACCAGCUUUACUGCGCCCACUCUUGGCCUCUACAUAGAGCAUCAUUACCCACCUACCGCAUCCUCAUCUGACCCUCUGGGACCUCCGGUUGGGAUUGACACUGUACAGCCACAUACUGAUGUACCAGACGAGCAUUCCCCCUCAUCAUUCCUCACCUCCACAAGAUAG